UUUCACCAAUCUAACACUUCCCCUCCAAAACCCAAAAAAUGCAACUCAUCACAACUACACAUCUCCUACUAUGUCUAACACUCACACUCAUAACACUAACUCUAACCGAGUCAACUCAGCCACCAUUUGCAUGUGACUCAUCAAACCCAUUAACAAAAACAUACCCAUUUUGUAAACUUACAUUACCAAUCUCUUUACGUGUCAAAGACUUGGUGUCACGACUCACACUUGAUGAAAAGAUAUCGCAACUCGUGAACACUGCACCAGGGAUACCGAGACUCGGUAUCCCGGCUUAUGAGUGGUGGUCUGAGGCUUUACAUGGUGUGUCUAACUCUGGUUAUGGCAUCUUUUUUAACGGGACUAUUAAGUCUGCCACUAGUUUUCCUCAAGUUAUUCUUACUGCUGCUUCUUUUGAUACUAAACUUUGGUAUCGAAUCGGUCAGGCUAUUGGAUUGGAGGCAAGGGCAGUUUAUAAUCAAGGACAAGCUCAUGGAAUGACAUUUUGGGCACCAAACAUUAAUGUGUUUAGGGACCCAAGAUGGGGCAGAGGUCAAGAGACACCUGGCGAGGACCCAUUAGUCAGUGGCAAAUACGCGAUUUCUUAUGUUAGAGGGGUCCAAGGUGACAGUUUUGAAGGCGGAGCGCUUAAAGAUGGUCAUCUUCAGGCUUCUGCUUGUUGCAAACAUUUCACUGCUUAUGAUUUGGAUCAUUGGAAGGGCGUUAAUAGAUUUGGUUAUGAUGCUAAGGUCUCGAAACAAGAUCUUGCUGACACUUAUCAACCACCAUUCCAAAGCUGCAUACAACAUGCCCAGGCUAGCGGAAUCAUGUGUGCUUACAACCGUGUGAAUGGAGUCCCGAACUGUGCUGAUGAAAAUUUAUUAUCCAACAUUGCUAGAAAGCAAUGGGGAUUUCAAGGGUAUAUCACUUCAGAUUGUGAUGCAGUAUCCAUCAUAUAUGAGGUCCAUAAAUUUGCCAAAACACCAGAAGAUGCAGUGGCGGAAGUCCUAAAAGCCGGCAUGGAUGUCGAUUGUGGCUUCUACUUAAAAAACCACACAAAAUCAGCAGUCCAACAGAAGAAAGUACUUGAAUCAGAUAUAGACCGAGCCCUUCACAACCUUUUCACCAUGAGAAUGAGACUUGGCUUGUUCAAUGGCAACCCAGCCUCACUCCCUUAUGGCUCCAUCGGCCCAGAUCAUGUAUGCACCAAAGAGCACCAAGAGCUAGCCCUUGAGGCUGCAAGAAAUGGCAUUGUACUUCUAAAGAAUUCUGCUAAGAUCCUCCCAUUGAAAAAAACUAUCUCAUCUCUAGCAGUUAUUGGGCCUAAUGCCAACUCAGCACAUACCCUCGUUGGAAACUAUGCGGGCCCACCAUGCAAAUCGGUUGAACCACUGAAAGCACUGUAUAGCUAUGUGAAAAACAUACAAUACCAUAAAGGAUGUAACUAUGUUAACUGUACUUCUGCAUCCAUUACUGAGGCUGUUGAGGUUGCUAAAAAGGCAGAUUAUGUGGUUUUGUUUAUGGGGUUGGAUCAAGGUGAGGAAAGAGAGGAUUUUGAUCGUGUGGAUUUGGUUCUUCCAGGGCAACAACGGGCUUUGCUUACUGCGGUUGCUAAAGCAGCUAAGAAACCUGUAAUUUUAGUGAUGAUUUGUGGUGGUCCCGUGGAUAUUUCGUUUGCUAAACGUGAUCCAAAGAUUGGUGGAAUCUUGUGGGGUGGAUAUCCUGGUGAAUCUGGUGGCAUUGCACUUGCGGAAAUUAUCUUUGGUGAUCAUAAUCCAGGAGGAAAGCUACCUAUGACAUGGUACCCCAAGGACUUCGUCAAGAUACCAAUGACGGACAUGAGAAUGAGACCCCAACCUUCUACAGGCUAUCCAGGUCGUACCUAUAGAUUCUACACAGGCAGAAAAGUUUAUCGGUUUGGAUACGGGCUGAGCUACUCAAAGUAUGCAUACGAGUUCCUCUCUGUCACACAAAACGAACUCUCUCUAAGUCAGAUUUCAAACACUGGAACCACACUUAAGAACUCAGAUUCACUUCAUUACACGACAGUAAUGGAUUUAGAAACCGAAUCAUGUGAAAAAGCCAAGUUUUCAGCAACCAUAGGGGUCCAAAAUCAUGGAGAAAUGGAUGGUACACAUCCAGUUUUGCUGUUUGUUAAGCAACAUAAAGUUAGAGAUGGGAAGCCCAUGAUGCAAUUGGCAGCAUUUGAGAGCGUGAAAACAAACGCUGGAGGAAGGACUACAGUAGAGUUUGUUGUUAGCCCGUGUGAGCAUUUUAGGACAGCAAAUGAAGACGGAUUGAUGGUGAUUGAAGAAGGUUCUCAUUAUCUUUCUGUGGGUGAUCGGCAAUACCCUAUUUCGGUUAUACCUUAAAGUUGAUGUAUUAUGACAAGGCAUCGUCGACUUAUGCUAUGAUGGUGCCUUGCAGUUUAUUGUUUUGUUAUUUUAGAUCAAUGUACUUUGUGGAGUGAACGACCACAGUUAUCACAGUUCAUUAACUGACAAGAAUUCGUUUUUAAA
This is a messenger RNA of Erigeron canadensis, 2516 nucleotides long. Its product is annotated as probable beta-D-xylosidase 7. The record is from RefSeq and is a predicted model, not a curated record. Gene Ontology annotation, biological process: xylan catabolic process; arabinan catabolic process. NCBI's taxonomy places the organism in Eukaryota, Viridiplantae, Streptophyta, Magnoliopsida, Asterales, Asteraceae. The transcript is spliced from 6 exons. The coding region runs from base 39 to 2369 and encodes 776 amino acids. Gene Ontology annotation, cellular component: plant-type cell wall. Gene Ontology annotation, molecular function: xylan 1,4-beta-xylosidase activity; alpha-L-arabinofuranosidase activity.